Molecule: messenger RNA, 2231 nt
Organism: Temnothorax curvispinosus
Lineage: Eukaryota; Metazoa; Arthropoda; Insecta; Hymenoptera; Formicidae
Product: FMRFamide-related peptides-like
Exons: 3
Coding region: 805-1428 (207 amino acids)
Biological process (GO): neuropeptide signaling pathway
Source: RefSeq, a predicted model, not a curated record
ACAAAGUAUGCAUGCUUCGGAGAUGCUAGGCAAUUAUCAACAGCGGUGACGACUGGACAAAUUUUUAAUAUAAAAUAGCACUAUACAUGUAUGCAUUUUGAGAUUGGUAUAAUAAAUAUUUAUCGUAAUAUACGCGUUGGUAACGCUCUUCAUUGACAGACCGUACCUGUUGCGUUUUAUUCGAUUUUUGCGAAACAGGUCGAUCAAACAGCGACAUACAUGACGUAGAGGGCUAGUAUCGCGAGCAAAGGGUUGGUUAUCUCGGCGUCGUUGUUGUUUCUGUGCGAUGGAUAGACAGCCGAGAUAGAUAGACGGAAAAAGAAGGAAAGUCGGGGAGAUCAGCGUCGACAUUGUUGCCGAUGACGGCAGCGAAGGAGGAUCUUCUUCUCGCAUCCGCCCCUAUGAUUAUUAUUUGCUGAGAGUCAUAAAUAAUAAAGGAGAUUACGUAGGUCGGUAGCCGGUGGUGAUGGUGUAAUUGAAUCAAAAUAAUGUAGAGGUAUCGUGUUGUGCACUCCGACCAAUCAUAACUCAGGUGAGACCAUCUCCUCGCGGCACGGUGAGAGAAGACAAGAAUGAGGAGGGGAGGGAAGGAGGGAAAUAUGCGCACCGAGGGUGCCUCUAUAUAAAGGGUGUCAUCGCCAACCCCGGACACCCAUUCCACCACCAACCGCCACCAAACCACGCCGCAAACCACGCCGCCUGCUAUUCGUCGCAUUACGUUCUUUCUACUUGGACACUACUUAUCUCCGCAAUUUUGUCUCCCGGUCGCCCUGCGCAUCAAGAAGUCGAAAAGCAGUCGACAAAAUGAUUGCAUUCUGGGCUUUCAAUGCAAUGGCAUUUCUCUGUAAUUGGAUGCUCGUAUCAUCUUCGGUGCUAACGCCGUUGAAGGACGACGGUACCUUGAGGAUUUUCAAGGAGUCACCAAAUGAAUUCGAAUACGUGAUAAAGAGACACGGCAUCAACGAGCGUAAAGAGGAUACUGAGUCUAAAGAGAGACGCAGCACUAUGGGUUCCUCCUUCAUCAGGUUUGGACGCAGUCAGUCUGCCUUCAACAGUGUCGAUAAUUCUGUCUUCGAGGGAGAAACCGAUUCGAAGGUCAGCAGGCAUCCCCGAUGGAAGUCACCGGACAUCGUCAUCAGGUUUGGCCGGUCUAACAUCAAAGCUAUUAACAGCGAACAACUGCUCAAACGCGGGCGAAACGAUCUCAAUUUUAUCAGAUUUGGUCGUAACGUACAAGUUGUGCCGGCCGAUCUCGACCUAUCUGAGGUGUGCUCGGCGCUUAUUUCGAAUGGCGUGGUCAACGACACGGAAUUACAUCCGGAUGUGUCGCGACUGCUCCGUCUUUGCAACGGCUUAAAUAAGAUAACCGGCGAGAUCAGUUUGGAUGGAACCUCGGAGAGCCAGGACAGCCCGAGCCGUCAUGAGUGAACCGGCCUGUUGCUGUUGUCCGAACUCGUCCGAGAUCCGAGAUCGUCCCCAUGUGGAUUCGUCCUGCGGAUUCGAUGCCGGAUGUCAACGAGGAUUCGUAGCGCUCCAGUUUGUCGAACCGAUUUGAUCGCCAUGACCGAACUGAAUUUGGCUUUGAGAUGACGGCCGGAUCGCGUUCACUAUCAGCACGGAUUUGUACUUAUAAAGUGGAUCUCAAACGCGUCAACUUGUUAAACAAAUUGAAAAUGAUUAUUCGCCUGUUGCAAUAUUAUACAAAAACAAUAAGAUUUAUUUGGAGAAAGUUAGAAACUCUGGUCCUAGUUUCUUUGCCAAGCUAAACGAGUUAUAGAUUGUUCGUUCAAAAAUACAAUAUUAUACUAAUCUGUAACUAAUUUUCUUAUGUGUAAACUUAGCAUUAUGUCUUUUGUGAGAUAUAAAUUAAAUUGAUGGAACCGAUAAUUUUUUAUUUAAUAUUGAUUUAAUUGUUGAUCUGAUAUAUUAUAUGUUACAUGUUACAUAACAGAAUGAAACAAUUGGUUUUCUUCAAUCUUUUAGUCAUCUGUGAAAAAGCUUCUUUGAAAUUAUCAAGUUACAAAACAGAAAUUUAAUACAUUAUUCUAGCUUAUUUAUUUCUGUUAUUAGUUCUAUAAAAGUGUUCCUUAAAACCGAGAUGUGAUCAGUUGUUCAUUUAUAAUUCCUCUUGAUUUUAUUGCAAAUGUAUUUGCAAUAAAAUGCAAUGCCUUUAUGCUGGAUAUAUACACACCUAUAUUUGUAGUUAAAGGAUUAAACGGAUCUCUUGUGUA